Dendronephthya gigantea is the source of this 1763-nucleotide messenger RNA. Its product is annotated as alpha-1,3/1,6-mannosyltransferase ALG2-like. The record is from RefSeq and is a predicted model, not a curated record. NCBI's taxonomy places the organism in Eukaryota, Metazoa, Cnidaria, Anthozoa, Malacalcyonacea, Nephtheidae. Gene Ontology annotation, molecular function: GDP-Man:Man(1)GlcNAc(2)-PP-Dol alpha-1,3-mannosyltransferase activity; alpha-1,3-mannosyltransferase activity. The transcript is spliced from 4 exons. The coding region runs from base 11 to 1309 and encodes 432 amino acids.
UGAAGGCAAAAUGGUUGUCGUUGCUUUUGUUCAUCCUGAUUUGGGAAUUGGAGGAGCGGAAAGACUUGUUGUCGAUGCUGCUUUAGCUUUAAAAACCCGCAGUCACAAAGUGCAUAUAUUCACCGCUCAUUAUGAUCCAUCUCACUGUUUUCACGAGACGAAAGACGGCUCAAUUCCUGUGACUUGCAUUGGCGAUUGGUUGCCUCGUCAUCUUUUUGGAUAUUUUUAUGCAUUGUUUGCAUACAUACGGAUGAUCUAUGUCGCUUUCUAUUUGGUUAUGUUUUCCAAAUAUCAGGCGGAUGUUGUAUUUUGCGACCAAAUAUCCGCGUGUAUCCCAGUGCUUAAACUGUCGAAGGCGAAAAUUGUGUUUUACUGCCACUUUCCUGAUCAGCUUUUGACAAAAAGACAAAGUUUUGCGAAGAAAUUAUACCGUGCCCCGUUGGAUUGGCUUGAAGAAAAAACUACAGGCAUGGCAAAUUGCAUACUUGUUAACAGUAACUUUACAGCACGAACCUUCUUCAGAACAUUCACAUCUUUGACAAAUACGAAUCCAAGAGUUCUGUAUCCUUCAUUAAAUUUCAAAGCAUACAACCAAGGAAUUGAUUCGGAGGACAAUAUAGAAGGAGUUCCAGCAACUGCCAAGCAUAUUUUUCUAUCAAUAAAUCGUUUUGAAAGAAAAAAGAAUCUGCAAUUGGCACUGGAAGCCUUCGCGAUCUUAAAAGAUAAAAUAUCGUUGGAAAAAUGGAAAAAAACUCACUUGGUUAUGGCAGGUGGUUAUGACGAGCGUAUUGCAGAGAAUAAAGAGCAUUUUAUUGAGCUGGUCAAUUUCUCCAAAGAAAACAACCUCACCGACCAUGUGACAUUUAUCAGAUCAUUCAGCGAUCAGGAGAAGUUAGCGCUGUUUGUACGGUGCUUGUGCCUAAUUUACACCCCGACAAACGAACACUUUGGUAUUGUUCCUAUUGAAGCAAUGUACAUGCGCCGUCCUGUGAUUGCCGUCAACACAGGAGGCCCUCUAGAGACUGUUAUUCACGGAGGAACCGGGUUCUUGUGCGAACCAAACAAAAAAGCAUUCUCUGACGCUAUGCAAACUGUCAUGGAGAAGUUAGAUUUAGCUAAAACGCUUGGGGAAAAAGGGCGUGACCAUGUUAUUGGUAACUUCUCCUUUGAUGCAUUCAGCAGAAACCUGGAUAAUAUAGUGAUGAGUUUGCAGAAGCACGAUGGCGGUCCCAUGCCUUUCUUUACUGUAUUAUGCAUGCUUAUUCUUUUUGGUAUUAGUGCCUUCGUUUUACUGUUUUUUUCAUCAUAAUUUAUUGGCAUCAGUUUGUGCUUUUCAAUAGAUCUAGAUUAUAUAUGAAUUGUUGGAGAAUGCAUGUUUACAGUCGCGGCAAUUGAAGCUUACACCGGGUAUUUCAUAUUCACUCGUCAAAUUUGAAUUUGUUUCUUGAUCCACUGAUCUUAUUGGUCAAUAAACCAAAAUCAUCUAUCUAUCUCAUCUAUCUAAUAAACAGGAAGGAGAUUCUCAAUUAAGGAGUUUUCAAUAAAUUGCUGCCUCGUCUUAAGGAAAGUGUUCGGAGGAAAAUUAUCCAAAUGCAAGAUAUUUUUCUGUGAAAAAAAGUUCAAAUAACUUUUACGUUGUGGUUAAUUUUAUCUUGGGAUAUAUCAAUGUGAUUGCUAAAAAAGUUUCGUCUGGAAUUGCAACUAGAUGCAAAUAAUUUGUAAUAUGUAUAAACACGAAAUUAUACCACUAAAAUCUAGUAAAA